Molecule: messenger RNA, 448 nt
Organism: Galendromus occidentalis (western predatory mite)
Lineage: Eukaryota; Metazoa; Arthropoda; Arachnida; Mesostigmata; Phytoseiidae
Product: cuticle protein 10.6
Exons: 2
Coding region: 24-395 (123 amino acids)
Source: RefSeq, a predicted model, not a curated record
AACUCAAGUCGAUCCUGAUCAAAAUGAUUGCCGCUCUUGCUUUCGCCGCUCUCGUCGCUGCCGCUCAGGCCGGAGCUGUUGGCUACGGAUACGGUGCCGCCCCAGCCAUCGGAUACGCCGCUGCUCCCGCUAUCGGAUACGGACACGCUUACGGUCACGGAAUCGCCGCCGCUCCCGUCCUCGGACACGGAUAUGGCCACGCUUACGCUGCCCCCGUCAUCGCUAAGGCUCACGCUCCCAUCGUUUCCUCCUACUCCACCGUCACCAAGCACGUUGCCCCCGUCGUCCACGCCGCCCCCGUCGUUGCCAAGGUUGCUGCUCCCGUUGUCCACGCCGCCCCCGUUGCCUACGGCCAUGGUCUCGCAUACGGUCACGGAGCUUACGGACACUACUAGAUUUCUGCGAGAGGAAGAGACAUUCUAGUGUUGUAAAUAAAGACAUCCGUUGA